AUGCCAAUGCCUCCUCAACCUUAUCGGCAGUCAUCUGCCUCAUCCAUCCCGCCGUCCGCUUAUGGGCAGAAUGGAUCUAUGAGGAGCCGGCAGUCGAUGCAGCCUGGAGGGUCAGAGGAGGAAUUGCAGGCGGGUCCGCAGUAUGGUGCUGGGCAAGGUAACGGUAAUGGGUAUGCCGGACCGCCGGUGGAGCGAGUCACGAGCAGUAAAGGGAGCGAGAAGGAGGGAAAGCGGAAGUCUGGUUUGUUUGGAUUUGGGCGGAAGAAGGAAGAUAAAAAGGAGAAGGAGCAGGAGCUCAAGAGUAACGCGGUCCGGCCAUCGUUCAACGUACAGCGGACGGAGAGCUUCACGCCUUCCCCGCCAGGUGGAUACCCGCAGCAGGGACGAGUAACGUCCAACCCUAUGCCCAGGCAGAACGGGGGUGACUUUGGACCUGCAGCUGGCAAUAUGCCCAAAAGCCAGAGUAUGGGCUUCUCUCAUCAGCAACAACAGCGAGGCGCGCCAGAGCCGAACGCCUAUCGCGGUAACCUCGCUGGUUAUCCCGAAGAGCAAGCUCAGCCCGACUACGGCCAAGGCCGACCUCAAGGUCUCCCCAAGUCCUCGUCGAUGCCGCUGGACAAGGCCACCCCUCCCCUCCCGCCUUCGAAUCAUUCCCCACUCCCCGGCUCUCCCUCCAUGGUCGCACAAGGACAGCCGCAUCGCGGCAGUCCGCUCACGGGGGAACAAGACCGCCCGGUCCGCGAUCGAACCGUCUCGGCCGGUUCUGGGCGGGGCGUCCCACCGGGGGGUCAGCCAGAGUGGAUGAAGGAGUUUGCGCCGGUGGUGGAGCUUAUCGGAAUGCAGCCGCAAAAGACGUAUGUCGCCAGUCCGCCGGAGUUGGAGAUGAUUUUGGCGAGGACGAGCGCUGGGGGACAGCCAAAGCAGGGUCAGCCGGGCAGCGCGAGUAACGACUGGGAUGCGGUGUGGUUGCAGCUUUCUGGGAUCUCGCUAUCAAUGUGGUCGAUGAAGGAGACCCGUGCAGCGGCGGCCAAGGGAGACAAGGUCCCACCAACCUACUUCAACGUCACCGACUCGUCGCUCGAGCUCCUCGCUCCUCUCCCUCCUCCACCACACCGCCCAAACUCGCACCCACAUCAUCACGUCUUUUCACUGAACACAGCCGGCUCCAACCGGCUCCUCUUCUCCUGUCCCACCGACGGCGAUAUCGCGCGCUGGACAACCGGUCUCCGACUCGCCGCUUGGGAGCGCGCCCGCCUCGAAGAGAUCUAUACCGGCCACCUCAUCAAAUCCGGAGGGAAAGAGCCUCGGAUGGACCUGCAAAAGGGAAGAAUGGACGGGUGGGUCCGAGUGAGGAUCAUGGGCGGAACAGAGUGGAAGCGACUAUGGGCGGUGUUGAGUACGCCUACGCCCCCUCCGGAGCCGGAAGAGGACAAAAAGGCGAAGCGUAAGAGCUUCUUCGGGCUGGGCGGGGGCGGAGGCAGCAGUAAAGAGGAGGAAGCGGUCAUUCAGGAGCCUAAUACGGGCCAGCCUAUGGCGAGCUUUUAUCCCGAACCGAGGACGGCAAAGAAUCGGGCGAUGGCACCUGUUCUGACCAUCUCGAAUGUUACCCAGGCGUAUGCGGUUUUCCCAGAACGACUCGAAGUCAUGUCUCAGUCGAACCUGAUGAAGGUCGUCGGGAGGAUCGGCGGCGAGCUGGUCGCUAUCGAGGGCCGACUUCGAGAAUCUGGCUGGGCACUUAUCAUGCCCGACUCUGCAGAGAGCGGGACUGCUAGUCCGCCCGUGACGGCUCAGACACCGCUAGCGAAUAUGAUGAAAUGGGUCACGGGCGUCCAUGAUGUCUUUGGCCUAUACGGUAGACCGGGGAGAUAUAGCUGGGACGAGAAGGAUCCGAAGAGUCUGUUCUUUGCGUAUCCUAGGGGUCCGGAACGGAAUCGCUUGUUCCUCGAUAUUGACUUCGCCCUCGAUACCGACUAUCGCCUAAGCAAUCUCCCCCAGAUCCGUUCACAAUUCACCUCCAUCCUCAGCAAGAAGGGUCUCCCACGCUCUCAGUCGCAGACGCAACUUCGACCACGUACCGGCCGACCCGAGGACGUCUACGCGGAUGACAACGACGCCACCCCGCCUGCUAGGCAGAACAGCGGUGACUUCCGCCUUCCGCCUCUCUCCUUUGACCAGCAUAACGGGAACGGUAGUCCACAUCUCUCAGACCACUCGAUCCCGCGUUCCUUGUCGCCCAUUACGGAACGGACGGACCCGUCUCGCAACAACUCGCAGCGCACGACCGACACGGACCGCCAAUUUAGCGGCGCGUCCUCGGCUCGUCAGGCUAGCGGCUCGUCUGCUCGUCAAGCGAGCGGGUCGAGCAAGUUGCUCCCUGCGCAAGAAGAGCGGGAGGGCCUGGAGACGAUCACGGAUGCCGACUCUUCGGGCCGGAGAACGGGCGAGCCGCGAUACGCCAGUCCAGUGCCCGAGGCGGCGCCGGUCCCUGCAGCGACGGGGCCUGUUGCAGGCGGGCCUACCCAUGUCGCAUCUCCUCAGGGGAUGAGCGCCAUCUCUCAAAAGACGUUCGACUCGCACGCGACGGGCGACUCGAUCUACUCGCAGAGUACGGGUGUGACGCCAACCCCUGCCCGGAGCGUUCCUGUCAGUCCGUUACUCCCCAAUGCGGCGUUACCAAUGACAGCUGGGACAGUCGCAUCAGCAGCAGCUCCGCCUGCUGCGCUCAAUCGCGAGGCUGCAGCGCCAGCACCAGAGACGAAAGCUGCUCCGGCUGAAAAGAGACCCAUCAGUCCACCUCUUGCUCCGCCUAUCGGGAUGGUCCUGCCCCUUCAGACCACAGCUGGAUCGGCGGCUGGCUCGGACAAUGGGGACCGGUCGAUCCACUCACCUACGCCCCGGCGCGUCGCGUCGACCGAGUUCAAGCAGGACAAGCUGGUCACGCACCAAGAACAGCCGGCUGCGCAGUACCUCAUGAACGUCGUCGAGGAGCCGGUGUCGACUUCUCCUCCGGGCCGGAACACUCCACUCGCAGCGAGCGAGGGCAGGGAGAAGGUCCGACCGACUAUCAUUACGGACUUCUCCCCGCCCAAACCCGCCGCUGGUGCUGGGUCGGGUCUUGCCCCUGGAGCGGUGGGAGCGGCCUGUAAAACCCACGAGCCUUUAGGACGGAAACCGUCUGGCGCGCGCGCACCCCCGCCGAAGAAGCUGAGCGGGAGGUCGUCCACACUCGGCUCGGUAGAUGAUGUCGAAUCGCCGCCAGUGCCGCCUUUACCUGCCACCGCCACUUCCUCCGGCGGGCACAGCCAUGAGCGGACCGGGACAUUCGACGACAUAGGCGAGGAUGCGUCGGCGUACCUUGCCUAUGCAGAUCAGCCGCCAAGUGCUGUUCCACUGCCUCAGGUGCCGGCUCAGAACUCCACUCAGGCAGAGGAGCCGCACCGGUCUUCCUUCGCUCCCUCGAAAGCCGCUGCGGAUCGCCGUGCUAAGGCCGAGGCGGCGGCAGUGGAAAGUCAACAAGCCCGGAAUCUGCCUGGAGGUGGGAAGCGGGGAGCUCCCGGACAAGGCGGGAAGACGUGGAGCGACGACGAUGAGGAUGAGGAUGACGACGAGGUGGACGAGCCGGAGGAGUCGCCGGUCAAGGAGAUGGGCGGACGGGGUCAGCCAAGUACCGGUGAGAUGGGCAUGCCUCAGCGCGGGUCCACGUAUGGCCUGGAUCAGCAGUCUGGCGCCUAUCCAAACAAUACGGGUAGUAUUGGCCGGAACGGGCUGCGAGCUCUGCCGCCUGUUCCCCGGCCACAGGAUCACCGGUCGUCUCAGCCCCAACAGGGCGGAAGUUACAUGUCGAACGGGAACGGCAAUGGUGGUAACGACUUUGCCCAUCCCUCGUUCCCGGAGCGACCGCGGUCUCGCUCGCCUGCGCCAAAUCAGUACCCUCAGCAGCCGCAGCAGCCCCGCGGUGUAUCCCAGCGAUACGAUUCCACUACCCCUCCUCCCGGUAUCCCCAACGUCGCCCCGCCCGCCUCCCGCCAAACCAUCUGGAACGCCAACUUCGCCGCCGGGCACGGCAUGCCCUCUGAGCGAUCUACAAACAAGUUUGUCGAGGUGGAAGAGCCCCAAGCACGCCUCACGCAGGCAUUUGCCCCGCACGGUCUCCUCCAGGCUGGAAUGCAGGACAAGGAGGACCGGUCUGCGAAGAAGCAAGAAGAGCUCGCAAGGGAGAUGGGAAGCAGUUUGGUUAAUGUGCCCAGCAAGCCGCCGCCGCCUUCUGCGGGGUUGCUGGGUGCUGUAGCGCAGCAUGAGAAGGAACGGAGGAAUGCGGGUGGGAUCGGAGCGACAUUGACGGAUCGGGAGAGGGAGAAGAGACUUGCGCGGGAGAUUGAAAAGCUGCAAAGACAGCAGGCGGAGCAUAUGCGCCAGUUCCAGGACUUUGGGCAAGGCGGGCAACAGGGCGGAUAUGGUGGGUAUGGAAUGGGAAUGCCUCAGAUGGGUAUGGGCAUGGGGAUGCCGCCUAUGGGCUUCAAUCCAUACCAGGGCGGGUUCAACCCCUACGCGCAGCAACAAGCGAUGUACGCCGCUCAAAUGGCCUAUCAAAACGCCAUGAUGAUGUCUGCUGCCGGCUCUCAAGCUGGGGGUGCGCAGUCUCCUGAUCGACCUGCUUCCCCCGUGGGUGGUGGUGGAAGUCAAUACGGCGGCCACGGACCCGGCUCGCCUUUCCCCCAGAUGCCGUAUGGAUGGGGCGGGAUGCCGGGUAUGCCGUGGAUGUCCCCUCAACCGACCGGAAGUCCGCAUAUGAUGGGCGGAGGAAUGGGCGGGAUGGGUGGCAUGAGCUCCUUCCCGUCCAUGGGGUCCUUUGCGGGCGGCGGCGGCGGAGGAGGAGGCGAGAACUACUUGCACCCGGGACAGGGCUAUGGACAGGGCGGAAACGGGCAAAGCACGCCAAGAGAGGAUCGGAGCAGCCGGGAGAGCUUCCGCGGGGAUAUGAAUGGGAGGGAUCGCAGUGAGGAUAGAAGGGGAGGCGGAGGAGGCGGUACCCCUGCGAAUUGA
This is a messenger RNA of Dioszegia hungarica, 5043 nucleotides long. RefSeq names its product putative regulation of transcription from Pol II promoter-related protein. The transcript has 8 exons. The record is from RefSeq and is a predicted model, not a curated record. The coding region runs from base 1 to 5043 and encodes 1680 amino acids. NCBI's taxonomy places the organism in Eukaryota, Fungi, Basidiomycota, Tremellomycetes, Tremellales, Bulleribasidiaceae.